Paramecium sonneborni is the source of this 681-nucleotide messenger RNA. The record is from the annotation of a GenBank genome assembly. NCBI's taxonomy places the organism in Eukaryota, Ciliophora, Oligohymenophorea, Peniculida, Parameciidae.
AUGAUAUCAUUAAUCAUUUACUAUUUAUCUUUGAUAAAUGCACUAUAUCCAUUAGUCAGAGGAGAUGUUAAUCAAGAAAAAGAAUGCUUAGAUAAUUAAACAUUAAUGCAAAUGAACUUCAAAUAGAUUUGUUACUAUUAAAUAUGAAUUCAUUAUAUCUGGAUUAAUUUUUGAGAAUAAAGCUUAUUAAAAAAUUGGGCAAAUUGUAUUUCAGUCAUAAUAUGUUCAGAAAUUGAAAAUUAACAUUCCUUUGGAAUGGGAAAUUCAGAUUUUAUUCGAGAUUAAUUGUUGAAUAAAUAGUGUUCAGAUUAUGAUCAAAUACAUUGUAAAACAUCGAAUGAAGCAAAUCUUAGUUUUUUACCUCAAUAAAUAAUAGGUAUUUUGAUGAUAUCGUUAAAUUCGAGAUACAUUUCAACAUUAUUUUUAAUAAUAUCACAGAAGUUUUUAAACAAUAUAAUAAAAUUAGAAAACCAUAAAGAAGACUUUCUAGGAAAUCAUAAUCAUCCAUUUAUCCAGUCAAUAGUUUAGCAAUAUAUUAAUUUAAACGACAAUAUAAUCAAGUAUUUAUUACUGUGUUUAGAACUUAUGUUCCAUUCAAUAAGUUAUAUUCAACUGAAUCUUGGCUAAAACCCAUAUGAUAUUUAAGAAGUGCAAUAAGCAUCUUUUUCAAAUUUUAAAUGA